Molecule: messenger RNA, 1389 nt
Organism: Lycium ferocissimum
Lineage: Eukaryota; Viridiplantae; Streptophyta; Magnoliopsida; Solanales; Solanaceae
Product: protein VACUOLELESS GAMETOPHYTES-like
Exons: 2
Coding region: 125-1009 (294 amino acids)
Source: RefSeq, a predicted model, not a curated record
GACUUUGGAGCAAAAAUACUAGUAACUAUAAAGUCUUCCAUUGUCCUCUUGCUCUUUGCAGCUCCCAUCAUUUCCAUUUUUUUUACUUAGCUCUUAGCUCCAUAGAGAAAAUUAACCAGAAAUAAUGGCAGCUCUCCCACAAAACAGUACUAUACAACAUUUCACACACCCAAAGCAUACAUUAACAUUAUUUGAUUCCCACACCAAAUACUUAUGUGAUGGUUGCAAGAUUCAUGGCAUAGGGAAAAGAUAUCGCUGCCAUGGCUGCGAUUUUGACCUACAUGAACAUUGUGGAACAUGUCCAAUGAAUCUUUCUUCGUUCUUGCAUCCUGACCAUUCGCUCAAGCUUGUCGUCUGCAAGCAGCCACAUGGCAAUCGCCAAUUCAACCGCAUUUGCAAUGUUUGUUGUGAUUCUGUUGAAGGCAUGUAUUAUAGGUGUGAGCUUUGUGACUUCGAUGUCCACCCUCUCUGUACUCAGUUGCCUGAAACGCUGCGUCAUGCCCUACAUCAGGCACAUCCUUUAAGGCUUAUGGGCUCGGCUGAACCAGGAACCUGUGCUGUUUGUAGAGGAGCAUGUGGUGCUUCUUCAUGGCGUUACAGGUGUGCACUAUGUGGAUUUGAUAUUCAUAUAGGUUGUGUUCUAAUACAAUGUGAAAAGAGAACGACGACGGACCAAGGAAUCCCUACAUACGUUCCUCCGUCCGUGUUCCCUCAGCAGCAGUAUUUGGGUGGUUAUGCUUAUGCGGUUCCGUAUUGGCACCCUAACAACAUGACACAAUCUCAACCACAGCAGCAGUAUUUCGGUGGUUAUGCUUAUGCGGUUCCGUAUUGGCACCCUAACUACAUGCCACAAUCACAACCACAGCAUCAGAACCAUGGGCAGCCUCAGACUCAUUAUGGUGGUGGAGGAAUUGCGCAAGUAAUGUUUGAUCUGGUGAAAAGACUUGGGAUUGGGGUGUUCUCUAACAUGAUAUUUGGGACGGACCUAUCAUCAUUGUUUGCUGCUUGAUUCGACUUUACUUUCAGCUCAGUGGCGGAGCCAAAAUUUUCAUCAAUGGAAUUCAAAAUAUGAACGAGACAAAUAAGGAAAAACUGCAGGAUGAAAGACAGAGCGGGACAGGGAAGGGAAAGACUAACCUUAACCCACUAAAUUUGACUCGCCGUGUCAUGCCCCGUUUAGCAUUUCUCUCCUUCUUUUACCCUCGCUUUAUCGAGACUUCUUAAAAUUUCUUGUACUUUUUUUUUCUUUUACUUGUAGUGUUCUACUUUAUUUUAAACUUUUUUUUAUUCGGAAUUACUUUGAAAUCGUCAAAAUUCUUUAAAAAGGUGUAAGGAAUGAGUUACUAAUAUUGUAUAAUACAUAUUCAAAAGCUAAAUAAAUGGCAUUGC